Messenger RNA from Diaporthe batatas, 2096 nucleotides. RefSeq lists its product as uncharacterized. The record is from RefSeq and is a predicted model, not a curated record. Gene Ontology annotation, biological process: alkaloid metabolic process. Lineage: Eukaryota; Fungi; Ascomycota; Sordariomycetes; Diaporthales; Diaporthaceae. Gene Ontology annotation, molecular function: transferase activity, transferring alkyl or aryl (other than methyl) groups. Bases 229 to 1791 code for a protein of 520 amino acids. The transcript has 2 exons.
UCCGAAGAACAAGGAUCAGGAAGGAUUUCAACGCGAUGGGACUGGCAUCAACUGACUGCCCUGGACUAUCUAUUUGUGGAAGUAUACCCGUGAGACGAAGCUGGCGGUGGCUCGGCAAAUUUCGGGGGCCGGCGCUUGGAUGCGCUGAUGAAGCGAAUGUCUUGUGAUAGAACUGUGCCACUGUGAUGAAGUGGUACAGUUCUUGUUGGUUGGUCUUGGGUGAGGCUGAUGAAGUUACCUAUGGACAUGGCUGUAGAGGUAUAUACUGGAAACUUAGACGUGCAACUCAACCAUCAGGAGCUCUGCGAGAACAAGCGGACGGAACACCGUACCAGUCGAAUCACACACUCAGCCAUGUCUCGCAACACACUAGCCGGCUUCAUUCACUCCAUUCUUUCCUAUCUCUUUCAGCUUCGCAAUCACUCCUGGCCAUGGUCAACAGCUCAGAGCGAAAGCUACGUAAAGGCAAAAUCUCCAUUGCCAGCUCCUAUUGCGUUCCAGAACGUGUCCCUCGGGAAAGGAUCCGCUAGCGAGCAUCUAGACCGAAAUGCAGAGUACUGGUGGGAUUCAUCCGGAUAUGCCUUGUCGGUUCUACUUGAGAGGGCAGGGUACACAGACCAUGCACAACACAAAUUGCUCGACUUUUUCUUGACCGUCAUCCCAAGUCUGGGUCCUAGGCUAUCAUCUACGAGUCCCCCACGAUGGAAAAGCUUCAUGACAGACAAUCACGUCCCCAUCGAGCUGAGUUGGGACUGGCGAACGGACGGCGAGCCCCCCAAGAUUCGAUUCUCAAUAGAACCGGUGGGAGUCCACGCAGGAACGCACCUCGACCCGCGCAAUCAGUAUGCUUCUGCCCAACUCCGGGAGACGGUGGCGCGGGUUCUACCAAAUACGGAUAUGGAGUGGCUGGACCACUUCCAGUCACAGCUCAACGGCAAGGCUGUCAAGGACAUGGCCGAGACAGUAGAGGGACACAUGUCAAAAGAGUUCUAUGCCUUUGACCUCAACGGCAAUGGCAGCAUCAUGGCCAAGGCGUACUUUUUCCCCGGGUUCAAGGCGAGAGCAACGGAGAAGAGCAAUUUUGAUAUCAUCAGGUCAACUAUCAGCACAGCGCCCGGCUGCUCACCAGACAAGUUGGAAGCCUUGGCUUGUUUCCAGUCGUAUGUGCGUGAUCCGUCGACGCCACAUCUCGAGAUGGACAUGCUGGCCAUCGACCUGGUCGGCCCGGUGGAAUCUCGCUUCAAGAUAUAUUUCCGCAUCAGGGACACGAGCUUUGCGUCCAUCAGGAACACAAUGACCCUUGGAGGCCGUGUACAGACGCCGGAGAUCGACCAAGGUCUGGGGGAUCUUCGUCGACUGUACUGCACACUGGUGGGAGCCGGCCAGGGUCAAAGGCAGAUGCAGAUGAUUGACGAGAACGUCCACACCCAAGACAAGGACCACCGCACAGCUGGAAUACUCUACAAUGUCGAGUUCAAGUACGGGAGCAGGAGUCCCAAGGUCAAGGUAUACCUGCCUGUGAGGCAUUUUGCGCUCAGCGAGGAAGGGAUAAUUUCCACGCUUGACGAACACUUCCAGCAGACGCAACGCUCAUGUAGCUGGAGGACAAAUAUGCGCAACUACAGGGAGGCGCUCAGGACAGUAUUCUCCGCGGACACGCUGAGGGCGCAUGAUGGAUUGCAGACAUAUCUCGGCUGCUCUGUUAAAGGCAGAGCUGGGCUGCGGCUGGUGUCGUACAUCAACCCUGGGGCGUCGCAGGGCACGGGAGGAUGCGGUUGUGGCGAGCCCUAGCCGUGACAGGCAAACGGGCAAGCGGGCAAGACAUUAGUGUAGGAUUCACUCAGCUCGGGCGGGUCUCCGGAGUAGCGCUCGGCGAACAGGGGCAGAGGGGCUUCCGAUCCUGCUGAGAGGCUUGGCAGUGCCACACCCGCAACGGGAAUCCUCCACGGGGGUCCUCGGGCUCUGGCUGGCUGGUGGAGCAGGGGCCAUGUUGGGCCCACGGUGUUCAAUACUAGUGUAUGUACUAUAUAGUAGUAGAUCUCCUACCCGGCUCGGUACUCAAGUACCUACUCAAUCAAGCAGGUAGUUCGCAGCCA